AUGUGGACUUACUAUACCAAAAACCAUCCACCACCCCCAGCUAUUGCCAAAGUCCUGACAAUGGUGCCUAAUCUGGAAGUCCACUCUUCCAUCGCUUCUACGUCCACUUCCGCAAACAUACGUGAUUAUGUACGGAAUACUCAGCUAAGUGAUAUGGAAGCCACCAACAGUUCCAUGCAUACAUCUCAAACUUCUGAGCCAUCAGCUCACAAUAAUGAAGUUGGUAGAGUUCAACAAAUGAAGCAACUAUACGACAGGAAGAGUCACCUUCAUGAAUCGGAGCCAAAAAAAGAUGCUGUGUUGGGCCAAGAUCCACCCCUAGCUCAUCACCAGAUUCAAUGUCACCUGUCUCCAGAAGGUGGUAAUGCCGAUUCUCAAGAGAUCAACUUCUCUUUUCUCGAUAAAAUACCCCAAGAGGAGGACGUGAGAGAGAAUGAUGGUAACUCAUAUCGGAAUAAACUCAAAUACGUUCCUAAUGAUAAUUUUCUGUAUGAUAAAUCAUAUCCAACUUUAAACAAAAGCAGCUACAACACAAAUUCCAUUCCCAAUACUUUCCACUAUAAGUCACAUCCCAAUGCCAAAACCAAAUCUGCUCUUGCAAUUGUGACCACGAAUGCCUCAUCAUCAAAAUCAAAUUCUCAUGAUUCCUUACCACAAACUUUGAAUGAAAUACAACAAAAGAAGUCAAAAAUUGCUUCUCCAUCUGUUCCUCUACCACCAAAUCUUGACGUUAUUAUCGAUGGUAACGAUGACGACCUUAAUAUUACUCCCGAUUGGAUGCCCUCUGAAUUGAAUCAGAAAUGGACCAUUCAAAAUGAAACUGAUUUAAAUCAUAUCAACAAUUUCAACUCAUCAGUAAGAAUUACAAAUAGUAUACAAAAUAAUGAAUUUGAAUUGAAUUUGCCUUCAACUUCAGAUACUAUGGUCCACAAUAGUGCGAAUAAAGCAACCACUCCAAUGUGGCAAAGAGCCCAUAAAGAAUAUGAACUGAAUAAGAAAUUACAACCUCAUUUACAGAGUAUUUUCAUGUCUCAAAACUCAAAUACAAAUAACAACGAUAAAAGUUUGGAUGGUGCAAGGUCAUCACAAGGAAACAAAUCAAAUGGUUCUUAUACCAUGUCUUCCACCAUAUCAACACCAUUAGAUACUUCUGAAAAGGUGAAAGCAACACAUCAUCAGCAUAACCCACAGCCGCCUUCAACAGUUCUUAAUAGUAAUCUUCCUGAAUCUCCAUUAAAGUUGUUUACAACUAAUUAUAAUACAUUUACAAAAGGGAAGUUGAACGGCUUGUUGGCUAAAAUGAGUACCAAGACAGAUCUCACUCCUAGAACGGAGGAUGCCAUAAUCAAUAAAGUAAUUUCGAAUGCUCCACCAGCCAUGAUCCUCACAGCUUCAAAUAAUAAUAAUAAUAGUAAUAAUCAGCUCAAUGGCAUUAAGAAGUUCACAGAAAGAGGGCAAUACACCGACAAACAAUUCAUAGAUAAUGCUGAUAAAGUAUUUAAGAAUUUGAAACGGCGAGGCUAUUCCCAAAACUUUAGACAAGUAUCUAAUCAUCAAUCGGGAACAAGUACCUCAACCCCUAAAAAUGACAAGCUAGUGAAAGAUAUCAUUGACUAUUCAAAUCCAGAAUUGGAGAUGGAAGAACUUGAGUAUUCUUCGUAUACUAGUGGAUUCGAAACUGAUUCUCCUGGUUCAGGAAAUAGUUUAAUUGACUUGAAACAAGACCAAAAGCAAAUUGAUGAAGUUGAGGCAGAGAACUCAAAAUUAAACGACCACACUUCCCAUAACUUUACCUAUACUACAACUAAUAAUGAUUUUACUACAUUCACCAAGCUCGCUUCCAGCUCUCAAGGAGGAGGUGUACCGGAAAUUGAGCGUGAAGUUGACGAAUUACAAAACGAGUAUACUUUUGACUCAUUUUCCGAAGAUGCAUUUACAAGAGAACUUGCAGCUGUUGAAAAUAGCCAAAAGUAUACUCCUGUUGUAAUUGACAACAAUUUGCAAUCACUUCCUUCGAAAGCCAUGUCUUCACCACAGAAAUUACAAAGCUCACCAAAGAAACUCAAGGAAACUCAAGCAAGAGACUUACCAUUGAAAUCUACAAAGAACGAAUUAAAUCUGCAAAUGGUUUCCAGUCCCGAGUUUGAUGUCAUAAAAAACCAAGUUCUUGGCUUAGAGAAUGGAUUGGGAAUGUUGAUGAAAACAGUGGAUCUACUUUUGGAAUCGAAAACGACGACCCCAGAAUUACCCAAGAAGGUCAACAACGACGUCAUCAACGCAUCUGAAAAUAGUAUUCUAGAUGAGUCAAUUGGUGGUGAAUCUUUUGAUCCGAACCAAACAAUCAAAUGGAAAACAGGUUCUCAAUUGCAGUUCCAAAGGCUCUAUGGUGACCAAAAUUUACAGCAAAAACCGACAAUUGCAAAGAAUUUGGACCAAGGCAGACCACUUGCCCCAAUAAACGGUAAGAAUAGUGACAACCAGCCUUUACCUCGGGGAGUUCUUAAACGUACAGCCGAUAUACCUGUGGCAUAUGAUAACAUGGUGCUUGAUUUGGAGAACCAUAAAUGGGUUCCUAAUGAUGAUAGGGAGCUAGAAAAUGGUUCUUUAGAUUCUAUUGAAGAUUUAGUAAGUUAUUCAGAAGAGAAGAACAGCACUGUAUUAAAAAGAGAUAACUCUUUUCAAAAGCAUGCAAGAAGUAAGAGAAAUGAUAGUAAGCUAGAAGUGAGUUUCAACUUGCCUGCUGAAGAUAGUUCCAUUCGUGAAAGUGACACUACAAAGAACCUUCCUGAUGUCACUCUGAUUUCAAGGGUGGAUGAUGUCUCAUUCUCACAAACAGUUAAAAAGCUUGUUCAUGCGAUUGCAGAGUCACUAGCUAACGUACCAACAGAAUGGAAUGAUGUAACAUCUUUGGCAUUACUUCGAGCAGGUCUUGAUUCCUUGAAGGACUUGGAAAGAUUUUUACCCUUUGUCACUUCACUUGAUAUUUCGCAUAAUAGCAUAAGGUUUCUUGAGGGGAUUCCAUCUAAAAUUCUUCAAUUAAAAGCAGAGAGUAAUAAUCUUGGAGAUUUGACAGUUUUCUCUGGGUUCCAUGACUUGCAAAGGUUAAAUAUUUCUGGAAAUGAGUUCAGUAGUUUGUCUGCUUUAUCAUCAAACAUUCAUUUGGCUCAUUUAAAUGCAUCUAAAAAUGUUAUCUCAUCCAUCCAGACAAUAAGCAAUCUUGAGAAUUUGGUGACAUUAGAUCUUUCAUCUAACAACUUGACGGGAGAUUUAGACUUCAUCAAAUUCAAGCUUCCAAAUCUUCAGGAAUUAAACUUAUCUGAAAACAAGAUUAAGUUAGUUAAAGGUAUUGAAAAUUUACCCAGUUUGAGGAUAUUGAACUUGAAUGAGAAUCAAGUGCAAAGCAUCUCUUGCAAUGAAUCCCAUUUAAAGUUAAAGAAACUAUUAUUGAAGUUAAACCGGAUCAAAAAUUUGGAUGUUUCAUGUUAUCCAUUUUUACGAGUCCUUAGAAUUGAUGGCAACAUGCUUACAUCAUUAAACGGCUUAGAUAAAUUGAAGAAUUUGGAUGAGGUUUCUUGCAAGUCACAAUAUGAUACCCAAGUACUUGAGAAGAUUCUUUUGGAGUGUCAAGAUAUUAACAUUUUAGAUAUUUCAGGCAAUGGAGACUACGAUUUGGGAUUGGUAUGUAAUAACCCAAAGUCUCAUAGAAAUAUCGUGUUCUUAAAUGUUAAUGUUCUUUCAUUAUGUGCAAUGGACUUGAAAGAGAUUCCUUUAGGAUUUGGUAAAGUGUUUCCGAAUGUUAGGGAAUUAAAUUUGAAUUUCAACAGUUUAAAUAAAAUCUCAGAGUUAAACGAAUUACAUCAUUUGAAGAAGCUUUACCUUGUAAGCAAUUCAAUGGUUCAAGUGGAAGGUUUGAUCAAAGGUCUUAUUAACUCAAGAAGUACAUUGGAGGUUCUUGAUGUUAGACUUAAUCCAGUUAAUGUUGAGCUUUAUCCUUAUGUCUUCAAUCCUCAUGAAAGGGAUGUCAUACAGAUCUCUAAUACUCUUAGGACCAGUCCUAUUCAAUUGGAAACAUUGGAUGACAUUGAGAACUUUGUUAUUCACUAUCAAUCAUUGAACAAGAGUGAACUGGAAUGGGCAGAAAGAGAUUCUCAAUUUAUAUCUCAAAUUGCAAAGGAACCUACACGUGUUGAUCAAAGAAUUAACUACGAGAUGGUGAUAGUGAACUUCUUCAACCGAUUAAGGAAGUUAGACGGUAUGCUGACUAUAUCAAUGACUUUAUCAACUAGAGUAUCUAUUCAAUGGCCACCUGAAUUGGCGGAGGAGAAAACCUCUACUAUGGUGUUUACCUCACCCAAAAAUCUUUUUGUGGACGUUAGAAUUCUAUCCAACCACUAUCCAUAUAAGACACAAGCCAAAGACUUGCAUUUUACUGAAGUGUUUCAAUGGGUUAUUGUGGGCACAGAAGAGAGUAUUCCUGAGUCCAAUAAGAUUGCAUUCCACCAUGAGAUUGACUCCAUGGCUAUUAGUCAACUGUUGAAAACUGGUAAGCCAAUGGAAGAUUGUUUAGGAGAGCCUGAUGUGGGUAACUUUUCCAGUAUCCCAAGUAGUGAAGAUCGAAAGGAGACAGGAGAAAUGGUUAAUCCAGCUACAGGGAAAAUGCAAGAUUAUAUUGAGAUUUGGAGAUCGUUAGACUCUGAGGUACAUACUCCUGAAUUGUUGGGUAGGGAAGCUUCAACCACCGUUCAUCUGGUUACUGUAUAUGACGUUAAAACCGAGAAAUAUCAUGGACGUAUGAUUAGACUUGGGAAUUGGGCUCAAGGGGUUGUGUAUGAUAAGCAAAGCCUCGACCAUCCAUUACAUGUUGUUAGGGCCUUUAGAUCAUCUACAUCAUGGAGUUAUCUUAUAGAGUAUGGUGAUAGCGGGUUAUUCCCAUUGAACAACAACGAGGAGCCAACUAUUAUUACCGAGACUGGGCUUGAAUGGAGCUGUGUAGAGCGUACAUAA
This is a messenger RNA of Lizanozyma spartinae, 5004 nucleotides long. RefSeq lists its product as uncharacterized. Gene Ontology annotation, molecular function: protein binding. NCBI's taxonomy places the organism in Eukaryota, Fungi, Ascomycota, Pichiomycetes, Serinales, Debaryomycetaceae. The record is from RefSeq and is a predicted model, not a curated record. Bases 1 to 5004 code for a protein of 1667 amino acids. The transcript is spliced from 3 exons.